Molecule: messenger RNA, 1743 nt
Organism: Daldinia loculata
Lineage: Eukaryota; Fungi; Ascomycota; Sordariomycetes; Xylariales; Hypoxylaceae
Exons: 3
Coding region: 309-1529 (406 amino acids)
Biological process (GO): regulation of DNA-templated transcription
Molecular function (GO): DNA-binding transcription factor activity
Source: RefSeq, a predicted model, not a curated record
CAACUUUAUUUUUUUUACACAUUUAUGCAUCAUCGCUACAAACUCCGGCUGACCCCUGACUAACCUUACCUAUUUCCUAAAUGUUGCAGCUGACUCAUCAGAUGACAAAUCACUAGGUUAGGGAUCGGAUCUUACAGCUAAAGAGCUAACGUGGCUGUAGUUAGUUCCACCUUUUUCUUCAAUACAAAGUUGUUAUUGUUAGUUGGAAGAAAAAGCAAUACUGAGAUCUAAGUUGUCUAACCUAAAGGCUUUUAGCCCAGAACAAAGCGAUCUUACGAUCCAUUAUCAAGACACUUAAUUAAUACAAUAUGGGAGAGAACAAUGAAUUUAGGGAUUCAGAUUCCCGGCGCGCGGAAGCACCAGAGUACAUCGCGGCCCGUCGCGAGAGGGGUAAAUUGGCCCAGCGAGCAUUUAGACAAAGGCAAAUCGACACAAUCCGGAGUCUAGAAGAAGAGAACCGCAAACUUCGCAGGGCCAUUUCGGCAAUAAGCGACGCGGCGGAUCGUAAUGACGCCACCAUAUCGCAAGCAAUCACCGAGGCCCGUAAGGUCGCCGGCAUUGCAGCCCCCGAGGUUAAGCGCGAAUUACCCGCGCCAGCGAUCCCGGAUUUGAAUAGCUCGAGCUGGUCGAGUAUCACUCCCAUUGAAGCUACAACGAUUGCAGCUCCUGCGCCAUCUCAGGAAAGCAGUGGUCUUGAUGAUUUCUCAUUGGCAUCAUUUGAGAUUAGUGAUCAAGCUAAUAGCUGGUCACAAUUCUUGUCAAUGACGAGUUCCGAUGCAUAUGAUUUAACGACAAAUCUAGACAAUUUUGACGGUGGCUUGGACAUGUCGAUAUCAAAUCCAGAUUACCUCGGGGGGCAAAAAGCCUCCACGGGGGUUUCAACCACAUUCGAACCAGAUAGAGCCAUCCACAUCGCGGAUCCCCCACCAGAUAUUGUUCCUUACAUGGGUGACAAGGCUUACAGUCUAGCUGGCCAAAUUUACUGGGCAGCGUUAGCUUUCGGUUUCCAAGCGCUACGAGCCAUAAUCUCCUCGACGACGCCUCCACCGGUAGCCGUGGACAUUGUUACGCAGCAGUGGUCUUUCACGUCGAAGCGUCUGGCCCUUCCGCAGAUAAUGCGCUUGAUGCAUGCACGACUUACUUUUCGACGCUAUGGAUACUUCCACCUCGCUGGCGCUAAGCAUACCGAGGAAAUAAAGAGCUUCUUAGACCCAAACCUAGUAGAACGUCUGAGUGUCGCACUAGGCGACGAGGUCAAGAAGGCGGGCUUUAGUAAAGACGACUUCCUGUCGCCGCUAGAUUUCGAGAAAGAGUUGCGGGAACGUUUUCGUGACGAUUACCCCAUAUUUGAGGCCGCACUCAGAGGUCAGGCGUUCGACCAGGAGCAUGUUGCGUGCAUGCGGAAAUUGAUACAACUUAUGUCGCGCCAGGCUAUCUGCUUUGGAGAUGGCCCAAGAUGGAGGCCGGAGUCCGUCGACACAUUAGUAGAUGGCUGGACAAUGAGUACAAGACCAUUUAUGGUACACUGACUUCUCAAGCAAAAAGUCUUAGAGGAUUAUUAUGGAUGAGCUCGUCGUGACAUUGACACUCUUCGUUUCAGAUGUUUACCGAAAUGAGCGAGCGAUCUUUUCCAAGCACAGUAAACGGUGUCUUGGAUAGUUAAUGUGUACCUAUAUAACUAAGACCUCCUUCAUCCAUACCAGCAAUAACUUAAGUCAAUAUACAAUAUAUCAGAAGUUUACU